UCGCUUUCAUAUUUGCGUUUUAUUAGAUAUAGGUGCAAGGUGUGAUUUCAAACAGAACAUGGUGCUUUGUUCAUUGGGACAAAUAUUAGUUUAACAAGUUUCCUCCGGUGGAAAUAGCAAUAUCUACCGGGGCAUUUGUUUGUUCAUGAUUGAAUUUCUUGAGUUCCGUUAUGUUGACAUGCAUAGUACAGAAUGCUUAAAUAGCGUAUGGUGCAGCGCAGUAUUUCACCGUGCUUCUUUGGAAACAAAGUGACCAUGGCUUUUAAACUGAUCUUCGUCUUCGCAGUUAUCGCGGUUUUUGCUGUUGAUGCCCUGAAACUGAGCAAGUGUGGCGGAUCUAAAGCAAGCUGGAUCAAACGUGUUGCUUUUGAAAAAGGGAAAGCCACGGUCCAAUAUGAAAUCAAACAGAUGAAUCAGUUCAAUCCGAACAAAUAUGUACUUACUUACGGCAAGAAUGGGAGAGUAACGAGCGAGGUUAAAGGAUGUAAAGGACUCAGUAAAUGGUUGAGUGGAAUUAAUUGCAAUCAAAAAGGGCAGCGCAAGCUCACAUUUAAAGGAAAUAAUCGCCUCCAAAAUGUAAGAUUCACGUUGAAGCUGUUUGGAAAGGGAGGCAUGCUUGUAUGCAUUAAAAACGCUUGACAAUAAAAAGUAUGUGACGAGAAAAGGAUGAGAAGUAUUCUUGAAACGAGAGGAAGACAAUAAAAUCGUGAAUGAAAAAGAAUUGUUUGUGUCGUUUUUAUCAGUCGUUAACAAAUCUCUUUCUUCCUACUGCCAUUAUUUCUUUGGUUGGCCCUUUAAUAGGGAGCUUUAGCAACGACGAAGCCUGGUCAAAAUGGAUUUAUAUUUUACCAGCAAAAUUAGCAAUUGUCAAGAUCUGUUCAGUACGCCAAUGGCUCUAAAAACGUGCUCAGGCUAAAUACGCAAUGACAACGUUUAAUUCCAAACGGAAAUACGAAAAAUUAGUCGUCGUCGUUCGCGUUCCUCAAACUACGUAGAACUUGGUCAUUUCACCCUUACCUUAUUUAAUACCAAACUCUGUGAUUUUUCCUACUCUAUUUAUGACAUACAUACAUAUACGCACACAUACACGCAUACAUACUAGUACAUAUAUAAACUUUAUUUUGCUUCAGGCUCAAAAGUAGCAAAACAUUCGAUACCUUUUUAAGACCUAAAUCCUAAAUCAGAGACCCCUGUUAAAGGCAUUGUUAAGGGCUCUCGUUGAUGUCAGUAUCGAUGACGAUGAUGAAAAAGUAGCUUAUUUAAAAAAAAAACAUACCCAAUUCAAGACUAGGGUGCAAAACCACACACUAUUUAAUACCAAAAUGGCCAAAAUUGAUGCCUUUUUCUGACCAAAACGACUAAAUUUUCCAUACCCUUUGGGGCCGCACAUACCUUUAUCGCCCAUAUAAGGGAUUACCCCCCCUCCCCCCGGGAGAGGUUAGAAGGUAAGAAAAAGCCAAAACAAUCAAAUGCAGGCUAGUAAAGCGCGAGAGAACCUGAAUUUCUGUUAGCAAACACCAUGCAAGACUUCAAGGCAUCAUCCCCGCCAAACUACUUUAGAAACAAAAAUGUGAAAAGAGAAAUUUCUUUAACCAACCUUAUUGAAAACCCGCUCGACUGUCAUAAUUUGUUGUCAUUAAAAAUCCACAGGCAUGGGGAUUAAUUACGCGAUUUUCGUCCAAAAGGAGCUGUGACCCCCGUGUUCUUAUAUUCAAACGAUACAUCCGUCAUCAAAUACGAAUUACAUGAAGAGUUAGGAAACCCCUGAAACAAAUACGCAGCAUUUGAAAGAGUGGUUAUUCUUCCCAUUGACGUUAAACUGAACAUUUAAUGAUUUAUUGUAAGCACCAUUGAGCGAUACACAGGUUUUGAAGCCAUUUGACUGCUCAGAAACUGCUGGUAUCUCCGCACGCUGGGAAAGAUGGCUGCGAGCUUUUGAGUUGCUUGCAACGGGAAAAGAUGUCAAAAAUGUCGACCAGAAGAAGGCGCUACUGCUGCAUACAGCUGGAUUAGAUGUUCAAGACAUGUAUUUUACGUUAGAAGAGGAAGGAGGGUCGGAUAACUAUCGGAAAGCGACGGCGACCUUGAAUAAAUAUUUCAAACCGCAAGCAAAUGCUCCAUAUGAAAGGCUUUGUUUUCGUGAAAGUAGUCAACUGGCCAACGAAACCGUCGAACAGUUCGUGACCAGAUUGAGACAGAAAGCCAAAACAUGUGAAUUCGGAGAUGCAAACGCUGUGGGGAAGCAAAUUCGUGACCAAGUGAUUAAUAAGUGUUUGUCACACGAACUUCGUCGAAAGUUACUUCAGACGGGUCAAGCCUUGACUCUGCAACGGUUGAGAGAAAUUGCCCGUGCUAUGGAAGAAUCUGAGAAACAGGCCUGUUCGAUCGAAGGAGUAAGCAAUGCGAGUAACGAGGUUAAUAGUGUGGGUGGAAAGGUGGAUCACAAAGAAGAUGCGAGCACAAGGAAUGUUAAAUGCUUUUGUUGUGGAAAUGUGGGACACAAAGCUAACGAUCACCGAUGCCCAGCUAAAGGGAAACAGUGCAGGAAAUGUAAUGGGACAGGACAUUUUGAGGCUGUAUGUAAAACAAAGAGGAAGCAAAAUAGUGGCCGAGGCCGAGGAGCUGGAGGAAUGCGUAGGGCAGGCAAUAGAAGAAGUAGUGGUGGACACCAUCAUAUAAGGCAAAUAGAAGGCGAAGAUCAGCAGAGUGAUGGCUGUGAGUGUGCAUUUGGCAUAUCAGAUGAUUCAAAUGUUUCAAAUGAUGGCACAAUUCCCGUGAAAAUAGGAGGUUUGCCUGUAACCAUGAUUAUUGAUUCUGGUGCUAGUUGCAAUGUCAUUGGUCGUAAUGUGUGGGAAUCUUUGAAAGCCAAUAAGGUUAAAUGUGUGUCGAGCAAGGCUUCCAAGAAGUUGUAUUCAUAUGGUGGUAAUCAGCCACCACAAGUUGCUGGCACAUUUACUGCAGAAGUUUCUGUUGGAGAGAGAGUGCUAAGUGAGGUUGAAUUUGUUGUUAUUGAAAAUAAGGGACAGGCCCUUCUAGGGCGAGAAACGGCCAUUGGUUUAGGAGUUCUAAAGCUGGGAACUCCAGUUCAAGUUAAUUCACUUGAGGCAUCAACUGAUGGGGCUAAAGGGGCACCCAGUGUUUUAGAAAAAUUUCCCGGAUGCUGUGAAGGUACUGGCAAACUAAAGGAUUUUCAGCCAAAGAUUCCAAUUGAUCCAGAGGUGCAAGCCGUAGCACAACCCAUUAGGAGAGUUCCUUACCACCUACGUUACAACCUAGACGAACUUGUCAAACUUGACAUUAUCGAGAAAGUGAGUGGACCAAGUUCGUGGGUAUCACCAGUGGUAGUGGUGCCAAAGCCCUCAGGUGACUUCCGUUUGUGAGUAGAUAUGCGACAGGCCAACAUCACAAUAAAACGAGAACGUUACCCAAUACCCACCAUCGAUGAAGUUUUGCAAGAUUUGAACCAGAGCAAGUUCUUCAGCAAGCUGGACCUUAACUCUGCCCAUCAUCAAAUAGAGUUAUCACCUGAAUCCAGAGAUGUUACUACACUUGGUAUACACCAAGGAUUGUACCGGUACAAACGACUCAUGUUCGGUAUAAGUUGUGCACCUGAGAUGUACCAGAAGGUACUUGGCCAAGUCCUGCAAGAGAGCGAUGGAGUCCACAACAUUCUUGAUGAUGCGAUAGUUUUCAUGCACCCACUGAAGAGGAACAUGACAAGAGACUUGAGAAUGUGGUCAGAGUAUUGAGUAGCAAGGGGUUGACGUUAAACCGUGACAAGUGUCAAUUCAGGAUGUCACAUUUGGUAUUUAUGGCUCAUGUGUUGUCAGCGCGUGGGAUUGGUCCAGCAGAUGUUAAGAGUGAUUUUCUGAGAGUGUUUUAUUUCGCCAAAACAUACCUUUGGGUGAGCUUAUUCAUGGAAAAAUAGUUUAAACUUCCAACGAUUUAUUUUACGGCCAAAAUUUAAGAAAGUUCGAAAUUUGCAUAUAAUGGCGGAUUUCGCGGCUUACAAUGUUCAGAAUUUCACGCUUCUUUACGAAAACAGCGGGGACGUAAAAACAAUCUUAUGAAAACAACACUUGGCACAAAUAUUAUUUCAUUCUUAUACUUUAAAAUCGUCUAAUAAGUUUCUUGAAGUUUUGUUUGUAGCUUUUUAACGAAGGGUAUUUGUACAGCCGCCAUUUGUGUCUCUUGGCAAGGAACAAAUAAAGGCCAACUUUGACUAGUAUAAAUGGCCUCUGGUAUAUAUCAUUUGGUCAAAAUAUCUACAUUUUAGGAAACCUUGGUUAUUGUUUUUUUCACCCGAAAAGUUAUAGCUCUGGGAAUUAAAAUGUUCUCCGUCAGUAAAAUAAAAUGUUACAGCAUGUAAGCGAGUUCAAUUUUAUGCAAAUCACAAGGUUGUUCUUUGGAAGUCAACGGUUUAAAACAGAAAACAAUGACUCACCGUUACUUACGUUCCUUCUACUGCUAUAGAAACGAUGUUAACUCCCCAGUGUCCUUGUGAGCUGUUCUGUAAAAUAUUUCCAGUACAACAGCGAGCAUAAACGGCCAUAAAAUUCUACAAGGUCGACAAUGUUUAUAUUUGAGAUGAGUGGCACACACAAUCCUGGUUGUUUUCAUCGUCUUGCUCAGUCGAGAGUCCUUUAAAAAUAUGGUAGAAUAUACGCUUCAAACCGUGGUAAAUUUGUUUCUCAUAUCCAUAUGCCUCAUGUCGACUCAUGAGAAAAUAACUCAGUCCCCGUGCACUGAAUAAACAACUUGAAUGACCUUUGAGGUCAGGAGGUCACUUGAUAUGUUGUUAUGUUACUUUUUCCCCGUUUCACAUUACACGCGUAACGCCGUACUGCACAUCACGGCAUUUGGUUGAAUUACGGUAUUCAAAAUCUCUUUAAAGACAUUUCGAUUUAAAAAGAAAAUUGAAAAAGCAACAUUUUGACAUAAUUGUUAGCUUCAUGCAUGAUACCCUGACAUAAUUUCAACACUGGAUUGAUCUCUUUGAUGUCGACGUGAUUCAUAGUUUUGCGCUUAGUAACAUUUGGCACACAUCUAAACGUGCGCAAAGAUAAAUACUCAAAAGUAAGAAACCGUUUAUCUGCUGGAAAAGCUGGACCGCCGAAGAUAAUAAUGUUUUAAAUUCUGCACAUUAUUUUUUCAAGUAACGCAAGCUAUCUGCUUUCAGUAACGCUUCGUGUCGCUUAGCAAAAGUGACAAACUUACUCUAU
Messenger RNA from Orbicella faveolata, 5222 nucleotides. RefSeq lists its product as uncharacterized. Lineage: Eukaryota; Metazoa; Cnidaria; Anthozoa; Scleractinia; Merulinidae. The record is from RefSeq and is a predicted model, not a curated record.